AUAUCACCCCAUCCUCGAUAGAGCAACAGCAAGGGACUUUCGAUUAUUUUCUUUGCAUACUUUUGUAAAACAGUCUUCUUCUAAAACAUAGAAAAAUGGCUGACAAUGAAGGUUCUUUUGGGACUUCCAUGCAUGGGGUAACAGGUAGAGAACAAACCUUUGCCCUCUCAGCUGCAUCAGCUGAUAUCCCAACUGAUACCACGGCAAAAUUUGCUCUUCCUGUUGAUUCAGAGCACAGAGCCAAAGUUUUCAAAGUCUUUUCGUUUGCUAAACCUCACAUGAGAACAUUUCACCUAGCUUGGAUCUCAUUUUUCACCUGUUUUGUCUCUACUUUUGCUGCGGCACCCCUUGUUCCCAUCAUCCGUGAUAAUAUUGAUUUAAAACAAGCGGAUAUAGGCAAUGCCGGGGUUGCUUCUGUGUCUGGAAGCAUAUUCUCCAGGCUAGUGAUGGGUGCAGUUUGUGACCUGAUUGGUCCAAGAUAUGGGACUGCAUUUCUUCUAAUGCUGUCUGCCCCAACUGUGUUCUGCAUGUCUUUCGUGUCUGAUGCCCAGGGCUACUUAGCCGUCCGAUUCAUGAUCGGAUUUUGCCUUGCAACCUUUGUGUCAUGCCAGUACUGGACGACAAUAAUGUUCAAUGGCAAGAUUAUAGGGCUUGUUAAUGGAUGUGCAGGUGGGUGGGGUGACAUGGGCGGUGGAGUCACUCAACUUUUGAUGCCCUUAGCUUAUCAUUUAAUCAGGCUAGCUGGUGCAACUCCCUUCACUGCCUGGAGGAUUGCCUUUUUCAUUCCGGGUUGGUUUCAUGUCAUUAUGGGCAUCUUGGUACUAACUCUUGGCCAAGACUUGCCUGAUGGAAACCUUACUACCCUACAGAAGAAGGGUGAGGUGGCCAAAGAUAAGUUCUCCAAGGUUUUUCGGUAUGCAGUCACCAACUACCGAACAUGGCUAUUUUUCCUCCUUUACGGGUUUUCUAUGGGCAUUGAAUUGACUAUCAACAAUGUCAUCUCAGGAUAUUUUUAUGACAGAUUUAAUCUUAAACUCCACACUGCUGGGACUAUAGCUGCUAGCUUUGGCAUGGCCAACUUCUUUGCUCGUCCCUUUGGUGGUUAUGCAUCUGAUGUAGCAGCAAGAUUGUUUGGCAUGAGAGGCAGGCUAUGGAUCCUUUGGCUCUUCCAAACUCUAGGGGGUGUCUUCUGUAUCUGGCUUGGUCUGGCUGAUUCACUUCCAAUUGCUGUCUUGGCAAUGAUCCUUUUCUCUCUAGGGACCCAAGCUGCAUGUGGAGCAACUUUUGGGAUAGUCCCAUUUGUUUCAAGACGAUCCCUGGGAUUGAUAUCAGGCCUAACUGGCGCCGGAGGUAACUUCGGUUCGGGACUGACACAGCUUGUAUUUUUCUCAGGCUCAAGAUUCUCUGCAGCCACAGGUCUUUCUUUGAUGGGUGCUACGGCUGUGGUUUGCACAAUUCCCGUAGCCCUGUUGCACUUCCCACAGUGGGGAAGCAUGUUCUUUCCUCCUUCAAAAGACCCUGUUAAAUCUACUGAAGAAUACUAUUACAUGUCGGAAUGGACUGAGGACGAGAAACAGCAGGGUUUGCAUGAAGGAAGCGUCAAGUUUGCUGAGAACAGCCGGUCCGAACGUGGCAAACGGGUUGGCAAUGAGGUUUCCUCCGCUGCAACCCCUCCAACUUCCACACCAGCCCAUGUUUAAUCAGUGUCCAUGUUAUUAGUUAAAAUCAACAUAACUUUUGGCUGGAAUUGAGGGAAAAGAGCUGCUUGUGUAUGGUAUAUAUUAUCCACAAAUACGUUGUCUCAAUUUCCUCCAAAUUACUUUUUACUGUGUAUUGUAAGUUAUCAGCAGUAUCAGAUGAGUUAUGAUGAAAGUAGAAACCUAUAUCAGCAAGCCAGUGAAUACUAAUAAUUGGCUCCGUUGUACUUUGAUUUCUAAUGAAGAAUAGACUCGUAUCUGCAAAGAAAAUUUGGAUCUCUCAUUCUUGAAUACGAAUUGGCCGUUUUUACUUUGAUUGCUAAUGAAGAA
Messenger RNA from Theobroma umbraticum, 2027 nucleotides. Its product is annotated as high affinity nitrate transporter 2.3-like. NCBI's taxonomy places the organism in Eukaryota, Viridiplantae, Streptophyta, Magnoliopsida, Malvales, Malvaceae. The record is from RefSeq and is a predicted model, not a curated record. Gene Ontology annotation, molecular function: nitrate transmembrane transporter activity. Gene Ontology annotation, biological process: transmembrane transport.